Molecule: messenger RNA, 1930 nt
Organism: Fundulus heteroclitus (mummichog)
Lineage: Eukaryota; Metazoa; Chordata; Actinopteri; Cyprinodontiformes; Fundulidae
Gene: casp9
Product: caspase 9, apoptosis-related cysteine peptidase
Exons: 10
Coding region: 223-1533 (436 amino acids)
Biological process (GO): proteolysis; regulation of apoptotic process
Molecular function (GO): cysteine-type endopeptidase activity
Source: RefSeq, a predicted model, not a curated record
UUGACCAAUCAGAGACCGCAAUGAUGUAAACAAGGAAGCAGUUGGUGUAACCGAGAAAAUAUGAGCCAUAAUACCGUCCUGUUAUCUGUAAACGAACAGGUUCCGUAUAUGCAAAACGGCUUGUGAUAAACGGCCCCUGAAAAGAUUCAUACUUUAUCAGGUAAAGCUUCUUCUUUAUGUCUGUGUUACCGCCUGGCUAUCAAUACGCUGCCCGAGCGAAGAAUGGAGGAGCAACACAAAAAGAUUCUUCAGCAAAACAGGAUCAAUUUAGUCACAGAUUUAGAUCCUUCGGGCCUUUAUGACGCCCUUCUUCGGGAGGGGGUUUUCACCCAGGACAUGAUCGAUGAGAUAAAGAGCUCUGGCACCAGACGAGACCAGGCCAGGGAGUUAGUCCGGGACUUGGAAACCCGGGGCAGUCGAGCCUUCCCGUUAUUCCUGAAUAUCCUCCGUGAAUCGGGUCAGCAGGGUCUGGCGGAAAUCCUGCUAAAUGGGGCUCCGCCGGGUCAACUUCAGCCUGCAGCACCCGCAGGGGACCGCCCUGUGCUACAACCUCUACCCAUCAUUACAGUCUCUCCCAUGGAUUCCCAGAAGCAAAGCAUUAAAAACACCCCCAUCUAUCCUGUGGAGAGGCCCAACAAGUCUCCCAGUCCACCACCUGACAAGGACUACUUUAAACCAAGGCCACAAGGCAGAACACGCCGGGAUAGUCUGAAGUGCUAUAAAAUGGAUUCCAGCCCAUGUGGUCUUUGCCUAAUCAUAAACAACGUGGAGUUUAAGCCAGAGAGUCAGCUCAGAGAUCGCAAAGGCUCCUGCAUAGACUGUAACAAGCUGCAGAGAAGAUUCACGGCACUCAACUUUAUUGUGGAGGUCAAGACAAACCUGAAACAGAAACAAAUCAAGCAGGAACUGUUGGCUUUGUCUAGACGGGAUCACUCUCUGUAUGACUGCUGUGUGGUUAUCAUGCUCUCCCACGGGACUGAGGUGAAUCACAGGCGUUUCCCUGGUGCCGUGUUUGGUGUAGACGGAGAUUACGUCCCAGUGCAGGCGAUCACCAACUACUUAAAUGGCGAAAAAUGCCCUUCUUUGCAAGGAAAACCCAAACUGUUCUUCAUUCAGGCCUGUGGAGGAGAUGAAAAAGACAUAGGAUUUGAGGUUCCCUCCGAGGAGGCUCAGCCAUCGGUCGACGGGGAAGACGACGAGACCGACGCCAUUCCGACGUCGUCCAGCAGCGACUCUCUGAGCACGCCCGAUGAGGUGGACGCCAGAACGACGCUGCCCAACUCCAGCGACAUCCUGGUGUCCUACUCUACCUUCCCUGGCUACGUUUCCUGGAGAGACACUCAGGCAGGCUCUUGGUACGUCGAGACACUGGACCGCAUCCUGGAGGAGAACGCGGCCACAGAUGACUUGGUCACCAUGCUGAUGAUGGUUAACCAUGAGGUUUCCCAAAACUCUGCAAAAGGGCUCUACAAACAGAUGCCUGGUUCCUUCAACUUCCUUCGAAAACUUCUCUACUUUCAGACCUCGGCAUAGGGGAAGACCGUUCCUCUUCUGGCCGUGUUAGAGUUGUUAACUGUAAAAUGCACUUAUUUUACAAAAUGCGGAUACUUUUUUUGAAUGUUGUAACUGUUGUAUGGAGACAAUGUCUUAAUCUUGAUAUUUUUAAACUCUUUCUUACUUUUCUAAGUGGACUUUCUGGCUAUAAUGUAGGUGUAAUCCUGGUAACAACAGGAAUCUAUACUUCACUUAGGGUUGUUUUAUUUGUGCGGAUUCUUUGAGUAAAGAAAAAGAAAGAGAAAAGUCUUUAUGAGUUAAACAAAGCACAAGAAAUGAAUCCAAAAUCCAAUGCUGUACAUUUGGGUUAAAAUCACAAUGUUUCAUUUCUGCUCAUCAAAAAUAUUGAUAAUAAAAAAAAAAUAUGCUUUGUUAA